This is a messenger RNA of Musa acuminata subsp. malaccensis (wild Malaysian banana), 4177 nucleotides long. NCBI's taxonomy places the organism in Eukaryota, Viridiplantae, Streptophyta, Magnoliopsida, Zingiberales, Musaceae. The record is from RefSeq and is a predicted model, not a curated record.
CACAUGCAUCAGAGAUGGUUUGCUCUCUCCUCAUGAACCUCCCAAGUCCGCAUCGCUUGUCUCCCCCCAUCCGAAGCAGAGACCCCGGUAACUGGAAUUCGAUCCUCAAGCACCACGUCAGGCUAAAAAAUGACCGGGCCAUCCUCGCAACCUUCGCCGAGAUGGAAGCUUCGGGCGCCCACCGCGACAGGGUCGCACUGCCGGUCGUCCUCAAGGCGUGCGCGAGGUUGCAGGAUGUCGAGUUCGGUAAACGAGUUCAUUUGUGCAUAGUUGGGACAGAACUAGCUGACGACGUGCGCGUUCGGACUGCGCUCGUGGAUUUGUACUGUAAAUGCGGAUUAGUUGAUGAUGCGCUCGAGGUAUUUGAGGAAAUGACGCAGAGAGAUUUGGUUUCAUGGAAUGCCAUGAUCUCUGGGUGUGUUGCCAAUUGUCAGUACAAAUACGCGAUCUUGUUGUGUUUUAGGAUGAGAAGAGAUGGAUUGAGGCUAAAUUCGGUCACGCUGGUUAGUCUAAUAUUAGCCUGUCGUGAGUUGUCUGAGUUCAGGCUUGGGCAGGCUGCACAUUGCUAUAGUUUGAGAAGUGGGAUUCUUCAACUGGAGCCUCAUGUUGGGACUUCCUUGAUUGGGUUCUAUUCGAGGUUUGACAUGCGGUUAUCACACAAUGUAUUUGAAGUAUUGGAGAGAAGGAACACUGUGUGUUGGAAUGCUAUCAUAGAUGGGUAUUUCCACACUGGAAAAUGUUCUGAAGCUUUAAAGAUCUUUCUUCAUAUGAUAGUAGACAAUGUGGCUCCUGAUUCUGUGACAUUUUUAGCUGUCAUGCAAUCGUGUGGGGAAUUCGGAUGCUUAAAGUUUGGGAAGCAAGUGCACCAACUAGUUAUUAAAUACGGUUUUUCUGUAGAUAAGUUUGUGGGGAAUGCACUGAUCAAUAUGUAUGGUAGGUGUGGAUAUUGUGAACAUGCUAGUCUAGUUUUUGAAAGAGGGCUAACAGGGGAUGUUGCUUCAUGGAAUGCUAUGAUCUCUGCAUACAAGAAUUGCAUGUGUUUCAAUGAAGCACUUGCUCUGUUUAGCAGGAUGAAGUGUGACUGUAUAGGAGAAAAUAUGGUCACCAUUGGUAUAAUGCUUUCUGUAUGUGCUCAGUGUGGCUGCUUAGAAAGAGGUAAGCAAUUGCAUGCCUAUGCUAUAAAAAGUGGGAUGACAGAUAAUACCUCUAUAGAUGAUGCAUUGCUGUCUAUGUAUGCGGACUUGAAUAUUGUCACAUCUGCUCAAGAGAUUUUUAAUGGGAUGGAUAAGUCAAAUGCAGUUUCUUGGAACACAUUGAUCAUGGCUUUGAUCAAGGAUGGGCUGACAUGCAAGGCUUGGGAUCUCUUCGGGAAAAUGCAACAAACAGAAACUAAACCAAACUCAUUCACUAUGGUCUCUCUUCUUAAAGGAUGCACAAACAACUUAUUUUUAAAUUUUGGCAGGUCUAUUCAUGGUUAUGUGAUAAGGCAUGGGCUUGAUGUCAACUCAUCAUUGUGCACUGCACUUGCAGAUAUGUACAUGGACUGUGGACAAGAAUCAGCAGCAUUUUAUAUAUUUUGGAAUCACUCUGACAGAGAUUUAGUAUCUUGGAAUGCUAUGAUUGCUAGCUAUAUUCACAAUGGACGACCGAAUGAUGCUCUUACUCUCUUCUAUCGAAUGCAGUUUGAAACAAAACCUGAUGCAAGUACAAUGAUCAAUGUUCUUCCGUCAUGUGCACAAAUGGGGAGUCUUCUGCAAGUAAAAUGCUUUCAUGCAUACAUUGUAAGAAGGGAGCUCGGCUUGCCACUUGAUACUUCUUUGGGAAAUGCUCUUCUGACGAUUUAUGCAAAAUGUGGAAGCAUAAGGAGUGCUGAAUCGAUGUUCAGAAACCUACUGAAGAGGGACAUCAUCUCUUGGAAUGCCAUGAUUGCAGCAUAUGGAAUCCAUGGCCAAGGUGAAGAUGCUGUUCGGAUAUUUUGUGAAUUGCUUAGUGCUAGAGAGAGACCUACCCGUGUAACAUUUGUUUCUAUUCUGUCUGCAUGCAGUCACUCCGGUAUGAUUGAGAAGGGAUGGGAAAUUUUCCAUUCCAUGAAUAGGGACUAUAAUGUACCACCUGAGGUUGUUCAUUAUGCUUGCAUGGUCGACCUUCUUGGCCGUGCAGGAAACCUUGAUAAAGCCAAAGAACUGAUCUGUUCAAUGCCCAUGGAACCAGAUGCUAGUCUCUGGAGAGCUCUCCUGAGCGCAUGUAGAAUGUUUUAUAACAUGGAACUUGCGAGGAUAAUCGGUGAAAAGCUCAUUGAAUUAGAACCAAUGAACAUUGCAAAUUACAUACUUCUCUCCAAUAUAUAUGCUGCAGCUGGAAAUUGGGAAUACGUCACUAUCUUGAGAGCAGACAUCAAGGAGAAAGGUUUAGAAAAGACUCCAGGUAACAGUUGGAUAAACAUUAAAAAUGAAGUCCAAUCUUUUACUGCAGGGAACAAACAAGACCCUCAGUUUGAGAUGUCGUACACAAAACUCAAACUGUCUUUGGACGAGCUAGUGGAAAAUGGAUAUAUUCCUCAUACAAGUUCAAUCUGGCAUAAUGUGUAGAUCUGGGCAAAGGAAUGAUUCUGAUUAGUUAGUGUGAGGAUCUGGCAACUUAUCUAAAUCCCCUCAACAAGGUUCUACAGAACACAUUCCAACAGAAAUCUUCAGGGCCCUGGUGAUUACCACUGUUUUCAGCAAACCUUGUCUAUAAGUUUUUGCUGGAAUCUUCUCAAAUCUCCAGGCCUUUUGCAUCCUUUCAUGUCAUCUGGUCAUGCAUGAACUUGAUGCCAGACGGUCGACUAUCAGAAUGUUUUUCCAAAUGAAAUUGGUAUAAUCUUCUACCGUCUUUGGGUUCAUAUAACUAUUUCAGUGCACCUUGAUUUCGAAGAUCUCAAAUGGUUAGAUGAUAUUGAUGAUAACCUGAAAUGCACAAUUUAUUGGCUAUUGUCUAAUAAAAAGCCAAAGGAAACAACUUCAAUAGCCCAGCUGUCUAUGUACUGUGUCACGUAUGCAAAUCGCAGUACAUAUGUUGUAUAACAUACUGUUGGGGAUUAUACAGAAACCCCAUCAGGAAGGUUACUACAAAAUACAGGUUAGAUCUGGCUCACAGACUCUCCUCAACAUGCUUUCAGUCCCACCUGUAUUCCUUGGCACCCGAGAAACAUCUGUCAAGAUAUUUUUCUAUUUAGUAUUCCUUGGCACCCGAGUGUCACUGGAUGGCAUUUUGUCCCCGGGAAUUCUUAUGUUUCUGUCCAUAAGUUGGCUAAUUUUGCUAUGACAAAUGUAGUUGAUAUAUUCUGGAGAGGUUUACUAUUCAUAACCAGGUGAGAUGAACACAGGAGAUAAUAGCAAGGUGCCACUGAGAAACCCCUAGAUGAUUAUUGGAACAAGUCACACUCUGAUUUAUCAGAAUGUGCCAUCACAACCUAACUCUUGUAGGACAGCUUUUGGUUAUCCUAUCAAGAUCCUAUCAACAGAUUGGGUGACUGAGACCGGGUAGCCUUCCUUUGCAGUACAUCAGCUUACUUUCCAACCACAAAAUGAAUAUAAAAGCAAGGAGGAGGAGAAAUCUCGAAGCCUAAUCCUGUUAACAAUGACCGGAACGUCUCUUGUGAUGUCAAAUGCAUCCAAAGGGUGAGAAGACUGCUGCCAAAGAAAACAUGUGGAGUCAUUAUUCCAACAGGUAAUUGCUAUCACUUGAGACCAAAUGUUCUUAGUCCUUUUAGGUACUGUUCUCACAUAUGUUUGAAAGAGAGAUGGAAUAACGUCUAUAGGUGGGACCAUAAGUUGGCUACGACCAUACCAAUCUGACCCAUCUUUUCUUAUCUUUGUUAAUACCUGAACAGUUUUAGGUGUUAUGAAAGGAAGGAAGAGCAUUAAAAGAUGUUCUUCCAGGAACACAGUGGAGGUCAAGGAAAGCUUCUAAAUGGUGGACCAAGGGAACAAGAAGAUUGUCGGAAGUUAAAGUAAGCAGUUCCUGCACUUGUAUUUAUUUUAUAUCCAAUUUUUAUUUAUUUUAUUUUCGAGCCAAGUUGAACUCCAUGAAUCACAUGAAUACUUCAAACUAGAGGAUCAAAAAGUUUCAAAAAGGGUUCUUGAGGGAGAAUAAUGUGAGUGAAAGAUUUCACUUUGAUUCAUGAGUUUAAGAAAUA